UUUUAGGCGACUAGGAUGCAAUUCACGUGACAAUGGUGACCGUAGCUGAGGUGCUGAGUUUGCUGUUGGUGUCGCUGCUGUGGGGCUGCACAAACCCUUUCCUGAAAAAAGCUUCAGAGGGGAUAGAAAAUGUGACAGAAACCAACCGAGUCUUUCAGCUGCUUGCUGAAAUCAAGUUUCUUCUUCUAAACAUAAAGUAUUUGGUCCCAUUUCUAAUAAACCAGAGUGGAUCUCUGGUUUAUUUUUAUACACUAUCAACAACUGAUUUGUCUCUUGCUGUUCCUGUGGCGAACUCUCUCACCUUCCUUUGCACUCUGCUGACGGGAAAGCUGCUGGGGGAAGAGUUUGGAGGCAAACGGGCCGUUGUGGGAAUGUUCCUCACUAUGACAGGCGUCACUCUGUGCGUUAUAAGCUCCAUCGAAGCCAAAGAUACUGACAGACAGAACGAGAGCCACCCUCAGCUCUGAUGGAGAUCAAGAUUAAAUCAUUUGUUGAAGAAAAGAAAAGCAAAGCUGCAUCUUUAGGAGGACUGGAGGCAGAAAACGUCUCAGAAGAACAAUCUCUUCCAGAUGGAGGCAGGUUCACUCCAGAACUGGACUGGAUUUAUGGAGCUCACAUUUUCUGAUUUUACUUGGGAGAUGACAAAACUGUUUGAAAUUGACCUUUUAUAUGUCAAUACCUGCUUUAACUAAAUUAUUUCCUCUUUUCCAAAGUCGGUUGAAGAAACACUAAUAAAACCAGCUGAUGAUGCUCUAAAUGUC
Messenger RNA from Poeciliopsis prolifica (blackstripe livebearer), 761 nucleotides. It is a transcript of the gene tmem234, whose product is annotated as transmembrane protein 234. Bases 33 to 467 code for a protein of 144 amino acids. The record is from RefSeq and is a predicted model, not a curated record. NCBI's taxonomy places the organism in Eukaryota, Metazoa, Chordata, Actinopteri, Cyprinodontiformes, Poeciliidae. The transcript is spliced from 5 exons.